AUGUUGCCGCUUCUUCUGCUCACCUUCUCGGUUCUCAAACUUCAAGCUGACCCUGUUGAUCAGGUAGCCAGUCAAGGUGCUGAUGUGUUCCUGAAAUCACGCAUCGCCGGGGAAACGGUACGACAAUGCUCAUGCGCGGAACAACGAGAAUGUACGGAAGAAAUGAAAGCACAAGCCAAAGAAUGCUCUGUACCAUGUUUUUCUGAAUUUGGCUCGAUCACAAAUCGCCCGAGUGAUUUGAGAAAAUGCUUCGACGACAAAGACGACAUUCUUGAGGGAUUCCUAGCCUGUUUCGAGCAAAAAGUGGAAGGGUGCGUGCCCGAUGCCAAUGGGCCACAAAUCCCAAAAACUAACAUCCUCAAACUGUUCUCCAUCGGUGAGAAUCGCAUCGUCAACCAGUCUGCAGCUAUGCAGUCAAUAAUUGCCCCAAUCAAGCACAUAGUAGGUGCUGCCGGUGAAUUCGCCAAAUGCAUCAAGGACUGUUUCCUGGCGAAGAACGCUAAAGGAUUCUGUUUUGAUAAGAAGAAUUGCCAACCUCUUGUUCUCGAGAACAAAGCGAAAAACUCUUUCCGACAUUGUACAAGAAAAGUGAACUGGAAACGAGAGGCUGGUGAAUUCUGUGAAUGCUCUGUUGAAGCUGGAGUCACCGACCUAAAACAGUACUGUGCAAUGUUCCGCCUGAUGGGGAAACGUGGUGGUGGUGGUGGAAAUCGACGUCGGGCAUAA
Messenger RNA from Necator americanus (New World hookworm), 726 nucleotides. RefSeq lists its product as uncharacterized. NCBI's taxonomy places the organism in Eukaryota, Metazoa, Nematoda, Chromadorea, Rhabditida, Ancylostomatidae. The record is from RefSeq and is a predicted model, not a curated record. The transcript is spliced from 7 exons. Bases 1 to 726 code for a protein of 241 amino acids.